CAACUAUCACACAAACUCAAAAAUCUAUUCUAUUCAUUUCGUUUUAUCAUCAGAAAAAAAACAUGGUUGCUAUUUCAGAGAUUAAGUCGACGGUGGAGACUACGGCGGCGGCGAACUGUCUGAUGCUCUUAUCAAGGGUCGGACAAGAAAACGUUGACGGUGGGGGCGCAAAACGCGUUUUCACAUGUAAAACGUGUUUGAAGGAGUUUCAUUCGUUUCAAGCGUUGGGAGGUCACCGUGCGAGCCACAAGAAGCCUAACAGUGAGAAUCUCUCUGGCUUGAUGAAGAAGACCAAAGCUUCGUCUUCGCAUCCUUGUCCGAUAUGCGGAGUGGAGUUUCCCAUGGGACAGGCUCUAGGAGGACACAUGAGGAGACACAGGAACGAGAGUGGCGGCGCCGGCGCGUUGGUUACACGCGAGUUAUUGCCGGAGGCGGCGUUGAUGACGUUGAAGAAAUCAAGCAGUGGGAGGUUGGCUUGUCUGGAUCUGAGUUUGGGGAUGGUGGAGAAUUUGAAUCUCAAGUUGGAGCUUGGUAGACCUGUUUGUUGAUUUGUUUUUCUUUUUCUUUACCCCUUUUGGCUUUUUCUGGAUAUAUUAAUUAGUUCCCAUCAUUCUUUGAUUUGUUUCCUUAAUAUUUUAGAUUGAUACAUUUACAUCUGCAGAUUUAGAAACUUUCAUAGGCCGGGUGUAAUAUUUUCUUUCCUUUCGUGGUGGAAAUAUUCUUUACUUGCUUGAGA
Messenger RNA from Raphanus sativus (radish), 736 nucleotides. RefSeq names its product zinc finger protein ZAT12. The record is from RefSeq and is a predicted model, not a curated record. Gene Ontology annotation, biological process: response to chitin; response to stress. NCBI's taxonomy places the organism in Eukaryota, Viridiplantae, Streptophyta, Magnoliopsida, Brassicales, Brassicaceae. The coding region runs from base 63 to 548 and encodes 161 amino acids. The transcript has a single exon.